AUUUGUAUUUUCUUAGAACACGUUUGCUUCUCGAGUAAAACACUAAGAAAAGAGAAAAAGAAAAUGCAGGCUGAAAAGAAGCCAGCCACAUUUGCAAUUUUCAUUUCCAUAAUUCCAGCAAUUUCGUUUAGAGACACAACCGGAUCGAUCUUGAUUAUCGAUUUUGGCAUUUGAUGUUAAUGCAUGCGUGGUUUUGGAACUAAUCGUGUUAUAAUCUGUCUGUCUGGUUGGCAGGUUUUGGGUAGCUGUACGGAGUAUAACAAAUGGCGUACAAGGUGGACCAUGAAUAUGAUUAUCUCUUCAAGAUCGUACUGAUCGGGGACUCGGGCGUUGGGAAAUCGAACAUUCUAUCCAGGUUUACGCGGAACGAGUUCUGCCUUGAGUCCAAGUCCACCAUUGGUGUUGAAUUUGCGACCAGGACAUUACAGCAGGUAGAGGGGAAAACAGUCAAGGCACAAAUAUGGGACACGGCCGGUCAAGAGAGGUACCGAGCCAUCACCAGUGCUUACUACAGAGGUGCUGUAGGCGCGCUUUUGGUCUACGACAUUACCAAGAGACAAACCUUCGACAAUGUCCAUCGGUGGCUUCGUGAGCUCAGGGACCAUGCUGACUCCAACAUUGUCAUCAUGAUGACUGGGAAUAAGGCUGAUCUCAAUCAUCUCAGAGCUGUCUCAGCAGAAGAUGCUCAGAUCUUGGCUGAGAAGGAAUGCCUCUCUUUCCUUGAGACUUCAGCUUUGGAGGCCUUCAAUGUCGAGAAGGCAUUCCAGACCAUUUUGUUGGAUAUUUACCAUAUAAUAAGCAAGAAAGCUCUGGCAGCGCAGGAGGCAGCUUCCUCCUCUGGAAUUCCUCAUGGCACUAUCAUUAAUGUCUCGAAUCCAUCGGGUAAUAGAAUCAAAGGAGUUUGUUGCACUAGUAAUUAACUUGGUAUUUCUCCAUAGAUAGGGGAAAAAUGAGAAGCAGGUAUGCAUGCAUUAAUUGACAAUUUUGUUCUUUCUUUCGUGACUGACAUGGGGGAUACUUAAUUUCUACCUUCUGUCGUGUAUAUUUUCUCUAAUAGGUCAUUUGAAAACCAGGUUUAUCGUUUAUAAGAACCAUGGACGUUGAAAUUGAAAA
Molecule: messenger RNA, 1113 nt
Organism: Carya illinoinensis
Lineage: Eukaryota; Viridiplantae; Streptophyta; Magnoliopsida; Fagales; Juglandaceae
Product: ras-related protein Rab2BV-like
Exons: 2
Coding region: 264-920 (218 amino acids)
Cellular component (GO): endosome
Molecular function (GO): GTP binding; GTPase activity
Source: RefSeq, a predicted model, not a curated record